AUGACCGAGAGGAAGAGGAAUGGAGACGACGAAAUGAGAGAGGCAGCAAGCGAAGGAGAGGCACGGAGAGACAGAGACAGGAAAAUCGAGGAAGGGCAGGCUAAGAAAGGGAGGGUGGGGAGCAAGGGGGGAGCGGGAGGCCGCGUGCGAGAAGUGCGAGGCCAAAGGCGAGGGCCGCGGGGCGCACGGGGGGCGCGUGGCGGGGCUGCCGUCGGGGCCGCGGCGGACCGGGCGUCCGGGGCGCUGGAGCGCGGGGCCGGGGAGGGCGGCGGGGUGGGGGCCGCGGCGCCGGGGAGCCGAGCCGGGCCGGGCCGCUUACCUGUUGCUGGCGGAGGCGUCGCGCCGCGGGAGCUGCGUGCCGCUCCCUCGGGGACUCGCCGCGCGCUCGUCCGGGCUGCCUCCCGAGGCGCCGGCGGCGGGGAAGCCCGCGGCGGGGCGGCGGGGCGCGGCGGGAGCGGGGGCGCCCGAGCCCGCACGUCGUCCGGCCGGCGCGCAGCGCUGCGAAGCUCUGAGCGGCGGCGGGGGCGCGCGGCGUCUUAA
Molecule: messenger RNA, 540 nt
Organism: Neofelis nebulosa (Clouded leopard)
Lineage: Eukaryota; Metazoa; Chordata; Mammalia; Carnivora; Felidae
Exons: 1
Coding region: 1-540 (179 amino acids)
Source: RefSeq, a predicted model, not a curated record